This is a messenger RNA of Rotaria sp. Silwood2, 1629 nucleotides long. NCBI's taxonomy places the organism in Eukaryota, Metazoa, Rotifera, Eurotatoria, Philodinida, Philodinidae. The record is from the annotation of a GenBank genome assembly.
AUGCUUGCGUCUGCUGAUACAACUGUUGAUAAUAAUUCAAGGAUUCAAUCAGAACACAGAGCAAGUAAAAGACUACUGUCUUGUAUUCAAUUUUUCAUUAAACGACUAAUUGCACGUAAACCAAUGAUAAUAUUACAAGCUGAAAUUGAUACACAGAAUGAAUUGAAACGUGAUCUAAGUGCUGGGAUAUUUGUGUUAAGUGGACAAGCUGCUGCCAAAUAUUCUGGUCCAUCAGUCAUCAUUUCAUUUGUUAUAACAGGGGUUAUUGCAUUAUUGGCAUCUUUAUCAUAUUCAGAAUUAGGAGCAAUGAUGCCUAGUUCUGGAUCAGUUUACACCUAUACUUAUGCAGCCUUGGGAGAAUAUUGGGCAUGGUUUAUUGGAUGGAAUUCUGCACUGCUUUAUCUAUUCGCCGUUUUGACAGUGACAGUUGCUUGGAGCAAGCAUGUCGUUCUAUUUGUUGAUCUUGUGUCUGAUUACAAUGUAACAAGCAUGAUUGUCCAAGCACCAGUUGGUUGGGACGAAGACGCCGAACAUUUUUAUUUGACCGGUCAAGCGAUAAAUAUACCUGCUAUUGGGAUUACUAUCGCUAUUACAAUUCUUCUUCUUAUUCGAACUCGUCAAAUGGCUAUAUUCAAUCUUGUGUUGGUUGUAUUUAAAAUUAUUGUACUCUUAAUAUUCAUUUUUGCAUGUUGUAAUUAUGUCAAUCGCAAUAAUUAUAAUCCAUUUUUUCCCCCUAAUAAGGGUUCGUUUAGUAAAUAUGGAGUAACAGGCAUGCUGCAAUCAUGUACUUAUGUUUUCUUUGCAUAUGUUGGUUUUGAUUCAGUUUCAACAGUAGCACAAGAAGCAAAGUCACCACAGAGAUCGCUUCCAAUUGCUAUUAUCGGGUCAACAGUUGUUUCAUUACUACUUUAUAUUGGAAUAUGUACUGUGAUGGUUGGACUCGUUCCAUAUAGUUCAUUAAACACAGAUAGUCCUCUUUCCGAUGCAAUAAGAGCUACACCUUAUGGUCUUUGGUUAUCAAUUCUUAUGGAGUUGGGUGCUAUCGCUAGUCUUACAACAGUAGCAUUGACGGUAAUGCUCUCACAGACUCGGAUAUUUUAUGCAAUGGCUCAUGAUGGUUUACUACCACCAGUCUUUGCUAAAAUUCUUAAGACUACAGCAACUCCUUGGAUUUCGAUACUAAUUAGCGGUGUAUUUUGUGCUGUUUUUUCGGGUAUCUGUCCAGUAGAUAUUCUUGGUGAAACAACUUCAAUUAGCGCCCUAAUAUCAUAUAUAUUCGUACAUAUUACGGUCAUAGUCAUGCGAUAUAGUCAUAGAGAUAUGCCACGAACUUUUGAAGUACCAUUUGGUUCAUGGCUAAUUCCAACUAUAGGUUCUUUACUUUGUAUACUUCUUAUGAAAAGUGUAACAAAAACAACAGGUUAUCGAUUCCUUGUAUGGACAGCAUUAGGUCAAAUUAUUUAUUUUUCUUAUGGUUUUUGGCAUUCUAAACGACGAAAUUUAAUGCAAAGUGAAUUUAUUGCGAAUACGAUCGGCCUUGUACCAGUAGCAGAAAGUAUUACGGAAAGAUGCCCUCAAAAUGGAUCUGGAUCGGAUUUAGUCAGUAAAAAUACGGAAAGUGAAGCAUAA